Trypanosoma grayi is the source of this 1749-nucleotide messenger RNA. RefSeq lists its product as hypothetical. Bases 1 to 1749 code for a protein of 582 amino acids. The transcript has a single exon. NCBI's taxonomy places the organism in Eukaryota, Euglenozoa, Kinetoplastea, Trypanosomatida, Trypanosomatidae. The record is from RefSeq and is a predicted model, not a curated record.
AUGUCCGUGCGGCGCCGCGUGCUGUGUGUGCUGACCGUUGCGCUGUGCUGCUACUGUGGGUGUGUGGCUGCUACCUCGCAGAAGCCUGUCCAGCUGUCGAGUGGCGUCGGGCGCCACCACGCCUCGGCACCCGGGGGGCUGGCGCAUCCUGCCGGCAGCGGUGCGGCGGUGACUGCUGGGGGCUCAGGCCAGGACCAGCCAGCUCCAGCAGCGGCCGGUGCGGAGCCAAACGGGAAGGUGGCGCCGGCUGCGAAGGCGGCGGAGAGCGCCCGCGCAACGGCUGAUAGUGCCAGUGAAGCGGUGUCCAUUGCAACCAAAGCAAGGGAGGCGAUUGAGGAGGCAGUGAAAUUUGCUGAGGAGGUCAAGAAGAAUGCAACAGUGGCACUGGAGGCUGCUACCAAUGAAGCCAAAAAGGACCAGAAAACAAAUGGGGAAUGUCCUGCGUUGACGCUCAAUCCAUUGACUCUAACGACAGUGACUCCUACUAAUCCAGGGACUUCUCCUUCAAGUGCCGGUGUCGCACAAGUGCCAGCAUUGGAGGCCGCACAAGAGGGGGCUGCAGUAGAUCCCGGCUGUCUCCCAACGGAGAAAAUGAUGGGCUUCGUGAAUGAAACGGCGGCGAUGGUUGAGAAGAUUGAAAAGGCUAUGGAUAAGACACGGGAAGCCACGCUGGAACUAAACAAUACGGUGGAUGAGAUACAGAGGACAGUGAAGCAUGCUAACGAUGCAAAGGUAAAAUCCACCGCCGUGAUGGAGACGGUCAGUGCGGCGCAGGGGGCAGUGAAGAAUGCGGCGGCGAAGGCAGCAAGUGCAAGGAAGCAGUGCGAGGCGGCAGGAGCGAAGUGUGAGGCGGCCGCAGCGAAGGCGCAGAAAGCUGUUUCCUCGGCGAUAAAGAUGGCCGAGGAUGCAAAGAACAGCGCCACACUGGCAGCAGAAAAGGCUGGGAAGGCACUGGGCACUGCGACGGAGGUAGCGCAAGCCGUUGCCCAGGUGUUGAAGGACGGCGUGCAGGCGGCAACGAAUGCCGUAGCAGAAGCAGAUACCAAGAAACAGAAGCCAGUGCAGGACGCCGAGACAGCCCCGAGGAAUGAGGAGGACGUAGAAACGCCCAGAAGAGGUGCCGCACCGAUUGAGAUCAAAAAAGAAAUGACUCCCGAUGAGCGCAGGGAAGAAUUGAAGAAACUGCCGACCGACCUCACGAUCAAAUUGAAAUCUGAGGAUGUGCUUGCGAAACUCAAGCUAACAGCAGAUAUUGCCACGCUUGUGGCCGACAGCGCGAAGAAGGUUAAGGAGGCUGCUGCCAAUACUGCGGUGACAGUACGGCUUCUUACAGAAACAAGGGAACACGCGUUGAAGGCAGAACAGAACAUGAAUGCCGCGCAGCAUAACGCUGAGGCUGCGGUGACUGCUGAGGCUGAGGCUGCUGAGGCUGUCGUGUCUGCUACUGCUAAGGCUAGCUCUAAAGAAGCUGCAGUGUCUGCUGCUGCAGAGUCUGCUACUGCUGAGGCCAUUUCUGAAGACGCUGCAGAUGCCGUGCAGUUGUCGACGACAUCCACCGCAGGUGAGGCGGGGGCUGCAAAGCAGGGCGCUGAUGCUACUGGACUGAGCGGAGAUCUGUCUGGAGUGAACGGCGUGACUCCUGACGCGCUGAUUUCGACUGAGCCGGACGGCAGUGGGAGCCCUGCGUGGGUGCGUGGGCCGUUGCUGCUGCUGUGGUUAGGUGUCGUGGCUUCUCUGGCCGUGUGCUGA